This is a messenger RNA of Paraglomus occultum, 1212 nucleotides long. The record is from the annotation of a GenBank genome assembly. NCBI's taxonomy places the organism in Eukaryota, Fungi, Glomeromycota, Glomeromycetes, Paraglomerales, Paraglomeraceae.
AUGUCAAAAGAUUUAACCAGAUCAACGGCUACUACGUCAAUGACAACAUUGCCUAGAAAGCCGGUAGAAAUACUUGACGAGGACACAUACACCGAAGCCAUCAGCGAAAUCAUUGCUAGGGAUUACUUUCCUACAGUAGCUUCUCUGAAAGCGCAGAAUGAAUACCUAGAUGCUUUGAGUUCUAAUGAUCCCGAACAGUUGCGCCUAGCUACAAUAAGAUUAACAGAGAUAGCAACACCGCAAAGGAAACUAGCAGCUUCAACCCCGAGAAUUCGAGAUACAAUGACGCCUCGCGGUGAAUGGGAUUCACCAGUUCCCACUCCGAGAACCACAGCGUCAAGAGUAGUAGAAACAGACGUUUCAAGCAAAAGUCACGUAGAUACCGACAUGUCUUUGGAUAAAUUCCAGGACAAGUAUACAAAAUUGAUGAGAAAACAGAGCGAAGAAAGAAGGGAAAAGUUAAAAUGGAUGUUUGAGUCAAAGAGUAAUCCACAGAAACUAUUAGAAAGUAGUGGAAAUGAACCAAAGCUUAUUGAAGGAUCAGGCAACAGCGGUGGGAGCCAGCCACCCAAUGCGCUAAUGUUCUAUCCGGAGGGCCAACCCCAUAAACCUGAAGAAAACAGUAGGUGCGCACCAAAACAGAUAGCGCCCGCAAAUACGAGGUUUGAAUCACCUGAUGAAGUGAACAUAAAUAAUCAUGCGGCCGCCACUGCAGCAGCUGCUAUGGCUGCUGGGUUAAGUUUAACUUCGAGUCCAACCGCUAGCAGUAUGAGCGGGACACCAAAAGUUGGCGGAUAUGCGUUUGUUUCGGCAACACCCUCACCGGCACCUUCCCAGCUCGAUAGUUCAGAACUAAUGACAUGGGGUACGAUAGAAGGCUCGCCUUUGCUAAUUAGCGGUGAUCAGACACCUGGACGUGCUUUCCAAUUACCUCCUACUCCCCGACGAGAAAUAAUCGGGAUGGCACUUUCAAGUAGCGCAUCCCGUAAUAUUCGUAAGCGCACUACACCGAUGAAGUCACCGAGGAAUUCGACGCCCACCGGGAUAUCUGCAAGAAUUGCUAGUCCGCUUCGAGUAUCCAUGUUGUCUCCAGCAGCAAAGCAAUUGUUGCGUAAAUCACAUAAGAAACCAAAGACUAACGUCGAUCUCCAGUUGAGAGCUUCAUAUGGCACGCCUAGUAGGAAAGGCAUAUGCAAACAGAAGCUAGGGUGA